This is a messenger RNA of Durusdinium trenchii, 2256 nucleotides long. The record is from the annotation of a GenBank genome assembly. NCBI's taxonomy places the organism in Eukaryota, Dinophyceae, Suessiales, Symbiodiniaceae.
AUGGCAGCUGCGGCAGCAAAGGCAGCUGCAGCUACACCUCCUGCCGAAAAUAGUUUGGUUUGUCAGAAAUGCCUGGAACCAACUCUGCUGAAGGACAGUAUUGCAAAUGGCAGAAACUGUCUGCGCAGAAAUUGUUUGGACUGCGUCAGCACCGACAAGUGGCUGUGCCGAUGCUUGAAGAAACCAAAGUCUACAGAGACUGAGUCCGAAGCUGCCAAGGAACGCAGAAACAAAGCAGAAGCCUUAAAAGCUUCCUUGAGCAAGAUGAGCCCCACUGAAAAAGCUCAGUGGUACUGCAAGCAGAAGGAAGAGAGGCGUCGCCAAGAGAAAGGCACGAAGAGAACUUUCUCCACUGGUGUGGGCUUUGUGCAGGAGGAGCUGACCACUUCCUUGGGGACAGCCGACAAGGAUAUUUUUGAGACUUGUGAAGAUUGGUGUGCGCGACAGCUGAUGCUUCAAAAGUAUUCUUCUUUGGAACAAGCCGAGCAAGCAUUCCGUCAGGAGUGUUCAAAGCCUGGGGCCAAGACGAUGCAGAAAAGAGGGCAAACACUUCUUGGGCGCUUUGUUGGUGUGGAGGUGGACAUGACUCACAGACACGGCCUGACACAAGGCGUCCGACAGAGAGCUGACUUACAUAACCAGGAAGACUUGGAAGCCUUCCAAGCUGAAUCCAAAGAUCGUAUGGACAAGGGGCAGUGGAGGCUAGAGUCCGAUAGGCAGGCCUGUCUUGAAAACACGUUGAAGGCACCCACUGAACUUCUGAAUGUUCAAGGUGACAUUGAGAAGUUCCAGCAGCAAGAGGCUGAGCUGGAGCAAGCUUGGAUGGAGCAGCUGGAGACUGAGGCAAAAGCAAAGCCCAGUGCGCCGAAGGCGGCAAUGCCUAAGUCUGCAGGUGUUGAGGCGAUGGGCUAUCAGGCAGCCAUUUCGCGAACCAUCCAAAGCAUGCAGGACAUUCUGACAAGACAGCAGGCUUUGCUGCUGGGGGCCCAAGAAGAAACAAACCUUCUGGAUACCCAGCUUCUGCGCAACGAGGGAGCUGCCAAGCAGAAGGAGUGUGAGGACUUGAUCCCCGAACUUCAGGUCUCUAUCGAGGACAUGGAAAAGAAGUGGAGCGAAGAUAAGAAGAAACAUGAAGCCUCAGGUGAUGCUGACAAACUACAUGAGGGCAUUGCACAGGUGGCCAAGGAUUUCAAAGAGUGGUCGACCAAGCAUGAUGCUUUGCACCGCUUCAAGAAUUUGGUCAAAGACUUCAAGGCCUGGCUAGCAAAAAGCAAAGCUGCAGCCAAGAAGACUGAGAAAGCCAAUGCACAAGCCAAAGCCGCUCUGCAGAGCUCAAAUGUGGGCCAUGCCUCCUCCUGGAGCGACUUGGCAUUGUGCAGGCAGAGUUUGCAGGAUGUGACUGACUUGACUGCCGAAAACCGAUUUCAAGACAAGGGUCUGGCUUGGAACUUUGCCCGGGACCUCAUGGAGAAAGAAGAUACCCAGACAAUUGCCCCCGUGGUUUUCAGCAGUGCACAAGGGCAGCCUUUUGCCGAGGAGAUGAAAGCCCACUACUUCAGGUUCCAGAAGCUCUGGGUGGGCGAGCAAAUGAAAAGGGCCAAUGCAUGUUGGCUUUCUGGCUUGGUCACUAAAAAUACGGUGGCCAGAAAGUUGCUUGCAACUUGGAGCAAGCUGCUGGGGGCAGAGUGCGAGAAGUUUUCAUCAAAGCUUCCAGCAGAUCUGGCUGAACAGUUCCAGCCCCAGUUUUUCCAGCAAAAAGAGAAGAGCUGCAGUGUGCAUCUCCACGCAGACUUUGGUUUGCCAGAUGUGCGUCUUUGUUUGGAAGGGAAUUUUUUCUACAUGGGCUUUCCUUUGAGCAAGCUGCAGGGGACUGAUCUGAGCACACAGCGAGAAGAUCUCACGAGGCAGAGCUGGCAGUCUUUCCAAAGGCUGUGCACAUGGUCCUGCAAGACAGGCCCUGGCAAAGUGAUUGCCAUUCCUGGUGACCAUGUGUUUUGCAGCUUUGCCUUGGAGGAGUCCCAUGGAGCAAGGAUCCACGCACUCUGUGGCAACCAUGUGGCCCGAACGAUUCAAAUGACGCAAUCACUUUUGAAGGACAACCCUCUUUUGUCUUCUAUGAAGACUGGCAGGCUGAGCAAAGCUCUGGAGACUUCGAUGGCCAAGCCAAAAAAACCAUUGGCUGCAGAUGGUGAUUCGGCAAAUUCUGCACCGCCUGCGAAGAAGACAAAGACAGAGAAAAAGAAGGAAAACCCUUGA